UCAUAUUUGCAAUACACCGCCAGGUGGUUUUACUGAUAUAACACAGCAGCGCGCAUUAUACGCGCUCAAAUUGUAACCUUAGUACCUAUUUAACUACGACACCAAGAAGUGUGAAAGGGGAUACCGGUUUUUAAGACAGAUUUCUAUUUUAUCCUCUUACUUGUUUUUUAAAAAACAUCUGUCUUUUUCUUCCUUUUGUCACAUGGAGCAAAGCGGAGCGCUAUGCAUACCUGCCAGAGAUUAUAACGACAAGCAAACGCGCUCUUGAGUGGAAAGGUGGUUCCUUUAAGGACUUGGCCACUGUUGAAUAGACGAGACAGUUUUGAAUGAUCGGACCUAUUUGGUUUGAGUUAUCAUCUGGAACUCUGCUUCAAAACUGGGAUCUAUGAGCGGGAAAGCAUUGCUCAAGACUAAAGAAGACAAGGAUGCAACCAAGGUAUUUACAGUUCAAGAUGGCAAGGAGUACAUUCUCUUGCGGGAGGAGUCAAGUCAGUCUUUUGCAGUAGAUCAGAAAGAAAACUCUCCAUUUCAUAAUAAAUGUCAGGAACUCUUUUGCUGUCCGUUUUGGAACUUCUUCAUUCUAAAGAAAAAAGAGAAUAUUGAAGAGCCCCAGCUCAAGGGGAUCGUCACCAAGCUCUACAGUCGUCAAGGUUUUCAUCUUCAACUACAGGCUGAUGGGACCAUUGACAGUACAAAGGAGGAAGAUAACAAUUAUGCUAUUUUCAACCUCAUCCCUGUUGGGCUACGGGUGGUGGCCAUACAGGGUGUCCAGACAAAGCUCUACCUGGCCAUGAACAAUGAAGGCUACCUGUACACCUCUGAGCACUUCACGCCAGAGUGCAAAUUUAAAGAGUCCGUGUUUGAGAACUAUUACGUGACCUACUCGUCAAUGAUCUAUAGGCAGCAGCAGUCAGGCCGAGCCUGGUACCUGGGUCUCAACAAAGAAGGUCAAAUCAUGAAGGGCAACCACGUAAAGAAGACCAAGCCGGCUGCCCACUUCAUCCCCAAACCUCUCAAAGUUGCUAUGUACAGAGAGCCGUCACUCCACGAUCUGACCGAGUCGUCGCGCUCGGGAAGCGGCACCCCGACCAAGAGCCGGAGCGCCUCGGCCAUGCUCAACGGCGGCAAGACUUUGAGCCAGCACGGGUCAACAUAACCGCCGGGCACAACUGCGAUCUGCUGCUGAAUGGCUGCUGGACUCUACCACCAACUUAACAGCACAAAUGUGUUUACAAGAGUGCGGCGAAACCCUUAACUGGUCGCUAGCAAGUGUUUGCUGAAAUCACUGUGAUGAGAACUCAAUUGUGAAAUCUUUCCAAGAAAAUCUACACUGUACAAUCUUCUGCAGGUCAACAUUGUGACAAACAAAUCAAGCCAUCUAACUGACGUGGGGAUCUGCGUUUGUGGGCAAUCCCCGUUUCCAUGUGUAGCAUACAGAGCUGUCGGUCUUCUCCACCAGGAACUUCUAGAACAAUACUUUUGUGUUUUGCUCCAUUUUUUCCUAGGGAUGCUAACUCAGUAGUGCAGAGUCAGCUUCAACAUGAUAAGAGCAGCUUGUGAUACCCAUUUGAAACAGAAGCCCAAAGGUUUAAGACAUGUUAUAAAAGUCUUUCAACCUUUUUGAUGCAGCGGUUCAUUGUUGUGUGCCACUUAGGCGAAAGGUGAUGGCUCUCGCUUUUUUUUGUAGCUAUCCAACACACAGUUUUGCCAAUUAAACAGAUUGAGGGUUUGGUCUGUCUGCACACCAAAGAUGUCAUAAGUCUGUUGUGAAUUGUUCAGGGGAAAGAUCAUUUGUGUCAUGUCGGCUUUCUCAGCCAAACGGUUGAGAAACCGAAAGAAUGAAUGUCACAUAGGAGUAUUUGAAGGCUAUUAUUUUAUUGUCCUUGCUUUUCAUGUGUGUGUGCGUUUUGUCUGACUUCUCUUCUAAUUUUGGAAAGCAGGAGAAAAACUCAAAUCUAAAUUAUUAAUAUAGUAUAAAUCCUGUAAUAUUUUUGUCCCCCAGGCCUUUGCUGUUUUUUUGUAAAGAAAACUGUAAUAAAACCAAGCAAGAAAACCCAUCCAUCGCUUCAACAGGGCUAAAUGAGCAUCAGUAAAUCACUCAUGGAUGAACAUUUAUUUCUGUUGAAUCCUAUUUUAUAGUCCUCAUUGGUCAGGCAGCAACCCUUGGUUAUAAUUUUCUUAAUUUUGUUGGUGCAUAUUUAAUGCAUGGAGGAAAGUGGACGCUGCAUGUUGUGUGGCUACGUAUAUUAACUAUUAAUAUGGAACCAUGUGAUUAAAUAGAUACUGGAGUAAAAUACUAAUGUAUAUAUAUACUGUAUAUAUAUAUGCAUUUUAUCCUGCUACCUGCCCGUUUAUUAUUUGUUGUACAUUUAAGAAGCUGCACUAAAUAAAAUGUUUUGUAUGUUCAGA
Messenger RNA from Triplophysa dalaica, 2409 nucleotides. RefSeq names its product fibroblast growth factor 13b (gene fgf13b). NCBI's taxonomy places the organism in Eukaryota, Metazoa, Chordata, Actinopteri, Cypriniformes, Nemacheilidae. Gene Ontology annotation, molecular function: fibroblast growth factor receptor binding; growth factor activity. The record is from RefSeq and is a predicted model, not a curated record. Gene Ontology annotation, cellular component: cytoplasm. Bases 386 to 1156 code for a protein of 256 amino acids. Gene Ontology annotation, biological process: positive regulation of protein phosphorylation; positive regulation of cell population proliferation; regulation of cell migration. The transcript has 7 exons.